Messenger RNA from Prorocentrum cordatum, 717 nucleotides. The record is from the annotation of a GenBank genome assembly. Lineage: Eukaryota; Dinophyceae; Prorocentrales; Prorocentraceae.
GACCCGGCGUCGUGGUUCGCGGUGCACCUGGUGGCGCACGCGGUGCGGGCGGCGCCGGAGCUGAGGCAGCGGCUGGCGGCGGGCGCCGCGGCCGGUGGCCGCGACAGCGUGCUCACGGUAGCCUUCAGGCUGGUCGCGCCCCUGGGGCGCGCCUACCGCUCCGGCCAGCACGCCUCCGCUGGCGCGUCCCUCUGCGCGGCGCUGCGGCUGGUGGCCGAGUGGUGCGACGCGUGUCCCGAUGCCGUGCGCGCCGUGGUGGGCUCGCCCGCGACCCUCCCGGAGCUCAUCGCGCUGCUAGAGGCGCCCGUCGCGGACGCCGCCGCCGCGGUGCACGUGCGGGGGCUGGCGGCGCUGGCGCUCGGCACGUGCCUCCUGGAGCUCGCGGGCGCCCGAGGGGGCGGCGGCGACCCGGGCGGGCCGCUCGACUCGGCGGGGCUGAUGCAGCAGAUCGCCUCGCGCGUCGGCGUGGACGCCUUCACGCGCGCGGGCGAGGCGCUGCAGGGCGCGCUCGCCGGCGCCCGCGGGGGCGCCGCGGCCGAUGGAGGCGUGCAGCGCUACGACCCCGCCUUCGCGUCCUUCGCGGCCGGGCAGUUCCGGCAGGUGCAGGACACGAUGGUGAAGCUGUGGCUGGCCCAGGGCACCGCCCUGCAGGGCAUGGCGGCCGACGUGGCCGAGCACUUCAAGGACGGUAUCCCAUCUCUGCAUCUUGUGCCGUAA